This is a messenger RNA of Nematolebias whitei (Rio pearlfish), 3897 nucleotides long. RefSeq names its product sortilin related VPS10 domain containing receptor 3b (gene sorcs3b). The record is from RefSeq and is a predicted model, not a curated record. Gene Ontology annotation, cellular component: membrane. Lineage: Eukaryota; Metazoa; Chordata; Actinopteri; Cyprinodontiformes; Rivulidae. The coding region runs from base 19 to 3732 and encodes 1237 amino acids. The transcript has 28 exons. Gene Ontology annotation, molecular function: protein binding.
UGAGCUUGGGAGCGCACAAUGGCACUUUGGGCAUUUUGGAGUGUUUUUCUUUUAUCUUGCGCCACUUUUCACCUCAAGUUUGGGGCUCAAGCGGACAUAACUUUUCACAGAUCAGUCAACAGAUUUGAUCAUUUGGAUGUGGCUCAGCUGGAGGCUCGUUUUGCUAAAAACACAGCGGGGAUCAAAGUCUCGCCUAAUGUCGACAACAGAGAUGAAGUUUUAAACUGGUUCAAAACGGAGGCAGCCGCCACUUUAAAGCCGAGCAGUGCGCUGGAAGAGAACCAAACAGUGAAUAAGACACAGGUCGGCAUCGAAGCAAACUAUUCCAACGAGCUUCAAAUGCCUGGGAAAAAGUGUGGUAACAGCACAACGGCGCGACCUGGAGAGAAUAAACCACCAGAGCGCACAGUUUCUGUCAGGGGGAAGAAAAUGAAAAGAAGCGUGGGCGCAGCGUACAACGACGACGUGGAUAGGAGUUUAAGUGGAGAGGCGCAGUCACCAGAGAGGUCCGUGGAAAGUGUCCAAGGUGCUUCCAAGUCGAGAACCGAGUACAGGCGCGCUGGGGAAGAAGCCAGAGGGUCAAGCCCGAGGCAAAGUGAGCCGCACCUGGACACCUCGACUUUUGCCUUGUCGGGAGACUCGGCGCACAACCAGGCGAUGGUGCACUGGUCCGGCCACAACAGCAGUGUGAUCCUGAUCUUGACUAAGCUGUAUGACUUCAACCUGGGCGCCGUUACAGAGAGCUCACUUUGGAGAUCCACUGAUUAUGGCAGCACCUACACCAAACUCAAUGACAAAGUGGGUUCAAGGACAGUUUUAAGCUACCUCUAUGUCUGCCCUACCAACAAACAGAAGAUAAUGAUGCUUAGUGACCCAGAGGUAGAGAGUGCUGUUCUCAUCAGUUCAGAUGAAGGGGCAAGCUUCGAGAAAUAUCCCAUUAACUUCAACAUCCUGAGCCUCCUAUUCCACCCGACACAGGAGAACUGGAUUCUGGCUUACAGUCAUGACAACAAGGUGUACAGUUCAAUGGACUUUGGGAGGAAAUGGCAACUUGUUCAUGACAACGUGAUGCCAGGCAGAUUCUACUGGGCGGUAAUGGGGCUGGACAGAGAAUCAGAUGUGGUCCACAUUGAGACACGCAUCACAAAAGGCCGUGCUCAAUAUGUGAAGUGCAGAGCCCAGAAAUGCACAGAGGGAAACAGACAGUACCUCUUUCCUGGACAUGUGGACACCAACUCCCUUGUUGUGCAGGAUGAAUAUGUUUUUACACAGGUAACCAAGUCAGGUCGAGCCAGCUACUUUGUGUCGUAUAUGAGAGAACCCUUCAAACAGAUGCAGUUACCAAAAUACUGUUUGCCAAAGGACAUGCAUAUCAUCAGCACAGAUGAGAAGCAGGUAUUCGCUGCCGUCCAAGAGUGGAAUCAGAACAACACAUACAGCUUGUAUAUCUCCGACUCCCCCGGGGUCUACUUUAUCCUUUCAUUAGAGAAUCUGAGAACCAGCAGAGGGCCUGCUGGUAACCUACUGGUUGACUUUUAUAAGGUUGAAGGGAUAAAUGGCAUGUACUUUGCUAACAAACUGGUGGAUAAUCAUAUUAAGACUUUCAUCACUUACAACAAGGGACAAACCUGGGCUCUGCUGCCAGCACCUGCCACCGACGUGGCUGGAAACAACCUUCACUGCAUACUGCCAUUUUGUUCACUGCAUCUUCAUCUGGAGAUGUCAGAGAAUCCCUAUACGUCCGGACCCAUCACCAGCAAAAAGUCCGUACCAGGAAUCAUCAUAGCAACAGGGACUAUUGGAACUGAGCUGUCCUCCAGCAACCUUGGGAUGUUUAUGACAUCUGAUGCAGGAAAUAGUUGGAGACAGAUUUUUGAUGAAGAGCACAAUGUUUGGUUUCUUGACAAUGGGGGGGCUUUGCUUGCGGUUCUACAUGCACCAACCCCGAUUCGACACCUAUGGAUCAGUCUAGAUGAGGGGAAAAAAUGGGAUCGCCACAGCUUCUCCUUGGCACCUCUGUUUGUGGACGGAGUUUUAAUGGAGCCAGAAUCUGACAAUCACAUCAUCACCUUCUUUGGACACUUCAGCCAUCGGUCAGAGUGGCAACUGAUCAAGAUUGACUACAUGGGGCUCUUUAGCAGGAGAUGCAUGGAUGGAGAUUAUCAGACAUGGUAUCUACACAACAAGGGAGAGCUGUGUGUGAUGGGUGAGAAGCAGAUCUAUAUGAAGCGCAGGCCUGGCAAUCGUUGCAUGUUGGCUCAAGAUUAUUCCAGGAUCUACUCCUCAGAGCCGUGUCUCUGCACAGCUUAUGAUUUUGAAUGUGAUUAUGGGUGGGAACGCCAGGCGGAUGGGAAGUGCUCGCCUGCUUUUUGGUUUAAUCCAAAUAGUGCGGCUAAAAGCUGCAGCUCAAGCCAAAGCUUUCUUAACAGCACCGGGUAUCGGAAGGUGUUAUCCAAUAACUGUAAGGAGAGAGGAAGAAACAUGUUUUCACCCAAGAGGGUAGCGUGUCAUCUCCGAGCGCCCCAAGGCCUUCGACUGUCCACCAGCAACGGAGAGCUCAGCGCCACCGUAGGAAGCAAUGUUACCUUCAUGAUCUACCUGGAUGAUGGAGACUCACCGAGCACCAGCAUCCAGUUAGACUUCGGGGACGGCAUCAAGAUCACGUACUCCAACCUGAGCAGGACCGAUGAUGGCAUCAAGCACAUCUACAGGAUGACUGGGAUUUACCGAGUGACAGCUUCAGCAGAAAACAGCCAGGGAUCUGACAGCAGCACGCUUUUUUUACACGUCACCAGUCCAGUGGAGCACAUGUAUUUCUCCAUCCCUAUUGUAGCCAUCAGAGGGAAAGCAGCUAAUCUGACUGCUGUAGUCUGGCCGAGCCACACCAGAACUCUGACCUUCUUCUGGUGGUUUGACAACAGCUCCGAGCCCAUUAUAACAUUGGAAGGAAGCAUCUCCCACAUGUUUCACAGAGAGGGGAAAAACAAGGUCACGGUCCAAGUUGCUUGUGGAAGCACCGUGUUGCAAGACUCAAAAGUCAUAACUGUUAAAGAGUUCUUCAGGUCACUGCUGUUGUCGUUUUCUCCGGCUCUUGACGAGCACAACCCUGACAUCCCUGAGUGGAGGGAGGACAUAGGCCGUGUGGUGCGGACAGCUCUGUCACAGGUUUCUGGAGUCCCUGAAGAUCAGCUGCUGGUGUCUCUGUACCCGGGACUUCCAACAACAGCCGAACUCUUUAUCCUGCCAGAUGAGCAGACGUCAAAUGAACACAAAAAAAGGAGCGAGGAGGCGUUGGACACAAUAUCAGACAUUUUUGCCACUGCCCUGAACCAAGGCCUCAUCCAGUUUGAACUGAAAGCUAAUGUUCGCAUCAUUGUGUACAUGACUCAUCAAACUUUGGCUCCACUUAUAGAUGCCAACGCCAUCCAUAGUGGGUCGGCCAUGUUGAUGCUGCUCAGUGUGGUAAUUGUUGGUUUAGCUGCAUUCUUCAUCUACAAAUUCAAAAGAAAAAUCCCAUGGAUUCAUGUAGAGACUGAAGAUCCCCACGAGAAAGAUCCGGAGGUGAUAAGCACAGUAGGUCAGAACGACAGCAUGUCCAAGGUCAAGCUAAGCGAGUUUCCAUCUCAGAAAGAACUCAUGGAAAAAGAGCUGGAGGGAAGGAGCAGAGGAGGAUUUGGAAGAAAUAUGGACAGAAUUGUCACAAGGGAAUUUCCCAACUGUACUAAUGUCUAAGACACGAGCUCUGUUACAGAGACCUGUUGAUUUUUUUCCCACUCAUUUUAGCGCACAAAUUGAGUCUGGCUAUAAAAUCAGUCCUGUGCAAUCCUUUUACAUUUGGGUUAUCUAAAUAUUUAUGUCUCCUUUUGGUACACUCUGAGCUACAUCACAAGCCCCUCC